UGCUGUUCUUGCUUGGUGUGUGUGGACUGUGGAUGUCCGUGUACCUGAUUGAAGCCCGCACAGGGGUGGUAACACCAUGGGGCUCUUCGCUGUCAGUGUCGGCCCCUUUCAGAACCGAGUCCGGACUGUCCGGACAUGGAGUCGACUUUUUGCAUCCAUUUCAGCAACUUGUCGUUAUGGCGGGGCUCUCGCUCUGAAGACAUCACUGAUCCAGAGGAAAUGUGCAGGACUGCACCAAAACAGAUGUCCUUUUAUUCAUUUACUCAACUCAGCCAAACCGCCCAGAGGGUUUGAAAAGUUCUUCCCAAAAAGUGCAGGGACCACGGGUGCCGACAAAUCCGCUGACAAUGCAAAAAACAAGGAACUUUUUGGUAAACAACAAGGGGAGAUGGACAGCAAGGGCAAUGAAGGUCAAAGAGGAAGAAAAAAGGAGGAAGAACCAGAUUGGUGGGCACGUUUUCAGGAUGAUUUUCCAUUGGAUGAAAAAACACUAAGGAACCUUGCAAUUGGCGCAGCUGGCAUGGCUUCUGCAUUUCUCUACUUUUACUUUCGGGAGACUGGCAUCCAGAUCUCCUGGAAAGACUUUGUGCACCAGUACUUGAGCAGAGGUUUGGUUGAUCACCUGGAAGUUGUCAAUAAACAAUAUGUCAAAGUCAUUCCAGCGCAUGGUGUGAACAAAUCUGAUGUGAGCUAUUUAUGGUUCAACAUUGGUAGCGUGGACUCAUUUGAGAAUAACCUGGAAGCAGCACAGCAGGAACUAGGUUUGGACUCCAGCUUCAGAGUACCCGUCUUCUACACCAGUGAGAGUGAUGGGACGCUGUUUAAUAGCGUUUUCCCAACCUUACUUCUGGUUGGCUAUUUCAUAGCGACUCGGCUGGGCCCGAUGGUGGGGUCCCGCAGCGGAAGAGGGCGAGCAAACCCCUUCAAAAUGAGUCAGUCCAAAGCCAAGAUAAUCAAAAACGACAUUGGUGUGGGAUUUAAGGAUGUUGCAGGCUGUGAGGAAGCCAAACUAGAGAUUUUGGAGUUUGUCAACUUCCUAAAAAACCCUCGACAGUACCAGGAGCUCGGAGCCAAGAUCCCAAAGGGUGCAAUAUUGUCGGGUCCACCUGGAACAGGAAAGACCUUGCUAGCUAAGGCCACUGCAGGAGAAGCUAAUGUUCCUUUUAUCACUGUCAGCGGCUCAGAGUUCCAGGAAAUGUUCGUUGGCGUGGGCUCUGCAAGGAUGCGGGAUAUGUUUGCCAUGGCACGUAAAAACGCCCCCUGCAUCCUCUUCAUUGAUGAGAUUGAUGCAGUGGGCAGAAAGCGGGGAAAAGGAAACAUGGCAGGCCACAGUGAACAAGAAAAUACUCUAAACCAGUUACUAGUUGAAAUGGACGGCUUCAACAGUAGCACCAAUGUGGUUAUUUUGGCUGGUACCAAUCGUGUCGAUGUCCUGGAUCCCGCCCUGGUGAGGCCGGGACGCUUUGAUCGACACAUAUACAUUGGUCCUCCAGAUAUAAGAGGCAGAGCUUCCAUCUUUAAGGUGCAUCUGAGACCUCUUAAAUUGGCACCUAGUAUAAUAGUCGAAACUUUAGCCAAAAAGUUGGCUGCAUUAACUCCAGGUUUUACUGGGGCAGACAUUGCAAAUGUCUGUAAUGAGGCCGCACUAAUAGCGGCACGCCAUCUACACCAGCAUAUCAACUCCAAGCACUUUGAACAGGCCAUCGACCGGGUCAUUGGAGGUCUAGAGAAAAAAUCUCAGGUAUUGCAGCUUCCAGAACGGACCACUGUGGCAUAUCACGAGGCCGGACAUGCUGUCUCUGGCUGGUUUCUAGAACAUGCAGACCCGCUUUUGAAGGUGUCUAUAGUUCCCAGAGGAAAGGGCCUGGGUUAUGCUCAGUAUCUACCUAAGGAGCAGCACCUCUUCACACAAGAGCAGCUCUUUGACAGAAUGUGCAUGAUGCUUGGGGGCCGUGUGGCUGAACAGGUUUUUUUUUGUCGGGUCACCACGGGAGCGCACGAUGACCUACGUAAGGUCACACAGUCUGCGUACGCACAGGUUGUGCAGUUUGGAAUGAGCGAGGCAGUGGGUCAGAUGUCUUUUGAGCUCCCCCAGCAGGGGGACAUGGUGACAGAGAAGCCCUUCAGUGAGCCUACAGCUCAACUCAUAGACCAGGAAGUCCGCCAGCUCAUUGACUCCGCCUUCCAGAGAACACUCCAGCUCCUCACUGAGAAAAAAGCCAUGGUGGACAAGGUGGCCAAACGUCUCUUAGAAAGAGACAUUCUAGAAAAGGCUGACAUGGUGGAGCUACUGGGGCCGCGUCCAUUUCGAGAGAAAUCCUCUUAUGAGGAGUUUGUGGAGGAGUUCAGGGAUCUGGAGGAAGACACCGCACUCCCUGAGGGGCUGAAGAACUGGAACAAACGGGACGAAAAACAACCGCAGCAGGAACAAAACCAAUCUGCUGUUUUCUUGAUGCAUUGUCAAGAAAGAUAAGCUUCUGGAUUUACAGAGAGGUGAACUGCCGCCUGUUUUUUUUGGUCAACACAAUGUGAUCAUGAUAUGUGCAAUUGUUUUGUUCUAGUCAAUAAUAGCCUAGAUAAGUUUCUAUUCAGCAGCCAUUUUGUAGCCUGAUGUCACUGCCAGUGAUUUCCACCUACAGUAUGUUCUACCAUUCAUUCAUUCGUUUACUUUAUUAGUCCCCGAGGGGAAAUUCAUAUUUUUAGCACAAUCCCAUUCAAGAGCAUACAUACAGUACAUUGCAGGGAGACAAAACAGGAACGCUGACGUGUUAGCCAACUUCUGGCGUCUCUUAAACAGGUGGGAAAAAAAUACACGCUGGGCUCCUGGGGAGGGGUUCAGACUGAGGCCAAGAAAAAAACUCAAUAGCCAUAAGCACACAUGAACAUGUUACAUAGAAUCCACAAAACUUGCAACAGAGGGGAGGGAGUGUGGGCUAGGGUGGCAGGCUUCUGCUAUCUAAAGCGCUGCUCAGCCGUCCAUCACCCCUAACUGAUUCAAGCAGUGGUGAAGGCGUGGGGUGGGAGGUAGGUGUGUGUGUGUGUGUGUGUGUGUGUGUGUGUGUGUGUGUGUGUGUGUGUGUGUGUGUGUGUGUGUGUGUGUGUGUGUGUGUGUGUGUGUGUGUGUGUGUGUGUGUGUGUGUGUGUGUGUGUGUGUGUGUGUGUGUGUGCGCGUGUGCGCGUGUGUGUGCGUGUGCAUGCAUGCAUAUGCCCAAGUGCAGUAAAUUAAUCACCAUGUAUGUAUUAGCGCAAUUAUAUAUCUGUCAUUUUAAAAAGCUAUAAUGUUCACACAUACUCAUUGCCUUAAAACACACACACACAAACAUUUCUGUGUACCAGAUGGAGACGAGUAGGACAAACAUGUGCAGACACACGGGUAUUUCUCAAAUCCACCGAAAACUACAAAUUGUAUCCACUAAACAAAAUUAAAGACAAAUCUUUAUAUUGAUAUGAUUGCUCCUUUUAAACAAAAGAAACUAAAUUAUAUGUAGUCAUAUAAAUAGUGUAAGUAAUAAAAGGCUAUUUAGUUUAAAUACAAGAAUAAGUUAUAUACCAUUUUUAUAUGAAAGGUAGCCUUAAAUGAUUUAUGUUGUUAUCUAGUGCUAUAUGGAAAAUAACAUUAAAAAAAACUUGACACCUUUUUAGUUGCUAAUUCAGGCACUUAUAAGGUUGUGUGUCUAUGAUAAGCUAAUCUUUCUGUUAACAUGUCUGACAAGGCAAUAGCUUUUUAACAAGGAAGCAUUUUAUGAAUUUAAAUCAUAUGUACUGUGGAAGGCUUAUAUUGGUGUGUGGAGUGUUUGAUGCAGUGCAAUAAUCUCACUACCUCACAGUCAAUGCUUAUAAAGACAAUUAUAUUUUCAUUUCUGCUCAAGUGUUACUUAGGCUCAGCUCACAUAGAUUUCUAUAUGAGCAAUAAGAGUUUUAAUGUUUGUACUGGCUUGUCAUGUCUGUGUUGAUCAUGUUUUUGUUUUGCUUGGUUUUUGGACACUUUUUAGUUCUUGUCUUCACUCCCUUGCUUUGUCACCAUAGUAACCAUUAGUUUCACCUGGUACACAUCCUCAUGUCACGCACUUGUCUCACGUUUUCACUAAUCAUGUCACUAGUAUUUAAGGCCAUUGUUGCCAGGCAGUCGGCCUGGCGACAUCACACUCCUGCCACACAUUCACACUCUGAUGAUCCAUGCUGCUCUUUUUCAUGUUUUUCUCAUGCCAAGUAAGUUUUGUUUAUUAAGACCACAGUUAGUGUUGUUGUUUCUUUGUUCAUAGUUUUUGUGCCCACGUGCAUGUCUUUUGUUUCUUAGUCAAGUUUGUAUUUCCGCCUUUGUGCGCGCCAUUUGUUUGCUUCCUUUUUUUUGUAGUUUAUUAGUGAUAAAAAAUAAAUCAUGUAUUUAAAUUCACGGCGUGAAUUUCACGCCUUGCCCGCACCAAUUUUCCUUUGCCUUCCGGAGAAGCAAACCCCAAGAAUCAAGUCAUGACAUGGCUGACAAAAUUCAGACAAGUGCCUAUUCAGUGUCGAUGAAAGUAUUUCUUUUUUUUUACCUUUUAUUACAUUAAUGUUGUUUUUUGUUUAAAAGUGUCACUUCUUGUUGAAUGCAGUAAGGUGUGAUGAAAAUGAACAAAACAAUUUCAAACUAUUGGUAUGCACAAAUAUUAAACAUGUUUUAUACCCAUUGGCCUGCAAUUUCUUUUAGUCGUGGUGUUGAAGGAUUAUUAAAAAUGAUAUGAAUGAUUAGGUAGUGUUGUCCUUUUAGGCUUUGCCAAAAUCUGAUAAUACAUUUCUGGAAUUAAAAAUAAAAUACACUUUUUUGUGGAACAAUAGAGAAUAAGUUGAGAAAGAGACUAAGAUGGACAAGCACUUCAAAACAAACAAAAACAUCCAACAACAACAGCACUAAUUUGGAAAAUGGAUACAAAAUGUUAAUAAUAGUAGCUGCAACAUAAAUAGGACUAAUCUUGAGGAAUUCAUCUCCAUUUAAA
Entelurus aequoreus (snake pipefish) is the source of this 4973-nucleotide messenger RNA. RefSeq names its product AFG3-like protein 1. The coding region runs from base 77 to 2473 and encodes 798 amino acids. Lineage: Eukaryota; Metazoa; Chordata; Actinopteri; Syngnathiformes; Syngnathidae. The record is from RefSeq and is a predicted model, not a curated record. The transcript has 17 exons. Gene Ontology annotation, molecular function: zinc ion binding; ATP hydrolysis activity; metalloendopeptidase activity. Gene Ontology annotation, biological process: mitochondrial protein processing; protein-containing complex assembly. Gene Ontology annotation, cellular component: m-AAA complex; membrane.